AUGUUUCUUGGCUAUGGGGUCAAUACGAAGGGCUAUCGCGUCUAUGAUCUGGAGCUAAAUAAAGUCAAGAUAUCAAGAUCAGUGAAGCUCGACGAACGCGAAGUGAAUGGAAUUUAUAGCACGUCGACGAUGACAGAAAAGACUGAAGUCAUCAACGUGAUAAAGGACAUCGAAGAAGUGGCUCAGCCGGAAAAUGAGAAGGAACAUCCUGUGGAGGAUGAACCAAUGGAAUCUACAGCGGACCCAUUUGAAGACGUCGAGAUGCAAGAAGAUGAACAUGAGCCUAUAUCAUCAGGAAGAGAAUUAACGACAUAUCAUCGACAACAUGAGUUAACAGUAAACGGUGACAUGGUUUUCAGGCCCGAAAGGGAACGAUCUCGACGUCCAAGAGAACUAUCACUUCUUCUUGGGAAUGGAUUGAUUAUGGCUGACGAGAACACAAUGGAUAGCGACGAUGAUCCUGACAAUGACGAUCAUUUCUAUCCGCCGUCACCCAAACGACCUCGUAUUGAUGAAGAUAACCUGCUUGCAGAAGCUGUACUAGCAUAUGCGGCAAGUAUUGGUGAUGCAAAUGAUGCACCGACGACAUAUCAGCAAGCCAUGGACAGCGACGAAGUCAAGGAAUGGGUGAAGGCUAUGAGCGCUGAGCUUAAAGCUCAUUCAGAAAAUGGUUCAUGGAGUCUUGUCCCGAAGAUGAAGAACGUCCGAAUAAUCGGAUGCAGGAUUCAAGCAGAAGUUCGGUGUCGAUUUUUUUGA
Molecule: messenger RNA, 756 nt
Organism: Peronospora farinosa
Lineage: Eukaryota; Oomycota; Peronosporomycetes; Peronosporales; Peronosporaceae
Source: the annotation of a GenBank genome assembly